Molecule: messenger RNA, 2019 nt
Organism: Panicum virgatum (switchgrass)
Lineage: Eukaryota; Viridiplantae; Streptophyta; Magnoliopsida; Poales; Poaceae
Product: lipid phosphate phosphatase 2-like
Exons: 10
Coding region: 708-1637 (309 amino acids)
Biological process (GO): phospholipid metabolic process
Molecular function (GO): phosphatidate phosphatase activity
Source: RefSeq, a predicted model, not a curated record
UGAUUGAGGUUACGCUGAUCCGGCCAGCGCGCACUCCAUCCGACGGCUGAGAUCGCAACCAGCAGCGAUCAGAGGGAGGCCACCCAUCUCCUCCCGUCGGCCGUCGCUCGAGCCCCGUCCACUCUGUUCAAUCUCCAAUCGCCAGGGGCCUAGUCCUAGUGCGAGCCCAGCCCUAGCCGCGCACAACUCCGGCGGCCGGCCAGACAUUCCAGGGCCCCCGUUCCGUUUCGUAGCAGGUCCGCCGCGCAAGAACACGCGCCCUCCUCCGCCUUUCUCACUAAUCCCUUCCUCUUUUCUUUUGCUUUCUAAUAAAAAAGAGCUGCCUUUGGAAGAUUCUGGUGCCGGGUUGCCCGGUUGAGUUCUUUUUUGAAUUCAAGUACAGGAACCCAGAUUGCGGGUGGUGGCAGGCUGUGUUCUUGGCCUUCUUCUGUUCCGGCGGAGUCCGUCCGGGACCGCCUCGCUCGGCUGCUCCCGGCGCCGACGGCGGCGGAUACUCUGAUUCGGAGUGUUCUCGCAGCGCGGCCGAGGUGUCCGGGAAUCGAUCUGAAUCAGCGCCUUCUCCGCGAGGGAGGAGUGGGAGUAAAUUUGGACACGUGUUUCAGUAAGAAAUCUGUGUCUAGUUUAGUGGGGAUCGGCAGCUGGUGUCGACCGGUGUGUUGCUGUUCAUCUUCAAGUUUUGGUGCUUCUAACUUUCCGAAAUUUGGAGAAUGGCUGAUAUCCAGCUAGGUUGCCACACUAUAAGGUCCCAUGGCACCAAAGUGGCAAGAUUACAUAUGUAUGAUUGGAUCAUACUCCUCUGCCUGGCUGUCCUUGAUGGACUGCUAAAUAUAAUUGAGCCUUUUCACCGCUUUGUUGGACGGGAUAUGAUGACUGACUUGCGCUAUCCUCUAAAGGGCAACACAAUUCCAUUUUGGGCUGUUCCACUGAUUGCAAUUGUGCUACCCUGGUUUGUCUUUGCUGGAAUUUACUUUAAAAAGAAAAAUGUCUAUGAUUUACACCAUGGCAUACUAGGGAUUUUAUAUUCAGUGCUUAUAACUGCUGUGAUUACCGAUGCAAUUAAGGAUGGUGUUGGCCGCCCUCGCCCAGACUUCUUUUGGCGCUGUUUCCCUGAUGGCAUACCUAAUUAUGAUAAUAUCACCACUGAUGUCAUUUGCCAUGGAGAAAAGAGUGUCAUCAAAGAAGGUCACAAGAGCUUCCCAAGUGGGCAUUCUUCAUGGUCUUUUGCUGGUCUAGGUUUUCUGGCGUGGUACUUGGCUGGCAAACUUAAAGCUUUUGAUCGCAAAGGUCAUAUUGCAAAACUGUGCUUAGUAUUUCUGCCUCUACUUGUUGCAUCACUUGUGGCAGUUUCUCGGGUUGAUGAUUACUGGCAUCACUGGCAAGAUGUGUUUGCAGGAGGCAUCUUAGGUCUUACAGUUGCUUCAUUCUGUUACCUGCAGUUCUUCCCGUAUCCCUUUGACAAUGAUGCUAUAUGGCCUCAUGCAUACUUCCAAGAGCUAGCUGAGACGCACAGCAAUGGCAAUGCGAACUCAUUUGAAAUAAGACCUACAGAGUUUGAAGAUGAAGAGGGACAUGGUGUCAUUGCCCUGAGAGACACCAGCCCUAUCUUGGAGUCGAUGGAGUCUGGCAGGAGACCGUGAAGCACUGCACUGCAGGUAUCUUUCUGAGUUAGACAAGCUAACUUGCAUGCAUGUCAGACUUGGCAAGUUGCGUGGUUGGAUCAUCUACACGGCCCAAGUAAAGAGUGUGUGGAGUUAUGUCUACCACCUUCCUGCGAUCAUUGAUGCUGGGCUGUUUCUUGUAAUAGAGGAGCAGGCCUUAAUACCAUGACAUAAUAGCUGUUGUGGUUAGAUGUAAAUGACAGUGAAUGUUUAUGUUUUCAGUGACAAUGUGAAUAGUUAGUUUUCCAUGCUUAUUGUAGAAAGUUUGUACUCAACGUUACCCUUUGGGCUUUGGUUGUGAUGAAAUCACUGGAUGGCAUGCAAACGGUUGCAAAGUGCUUCAGAAAUCAGUAUUUCUCCA